This is a messenger RNA of Lathyrus sativus (Indian pea), 564 nucleotides long. Lineage: Eukaryota; Viridiplantae; Streptophyta; Magnoliopsida; Fabales; Fabaceae. The record is from the annotation of a GenBank genome assembly.
AUGUGGGGUCCACUUACCAACGGAUUAGAGUCGCUUUCAGAGUUAGAAUUUCUCGACCUCAGCACGAACCAAUUCAUUGGGCCUAUUCCAGCCCAACUCUUCUUCAGGCCCACGCUCUCUUCACUCUUCCUACAACGGAACAAUCUCUCUUGUGGGCUUCCUCAGAGGCCCAACGAUGGAGAACCGUCGAUCGGAUCCUCAUCAUAUGGUCAAGGAUUCAUAGUAGAUCUGAGUCAUAUCUCACUUACUGGACAAUUAUCCACUGUGUUUGAUGGAGUUGAAAGUUUAUUUUUAAAUAAUAACCGUUUGAUGGGGAGAGUGCCUGAGGAGUACGUUAACAACGUGUGCCGGGGAAGCACCAGAACACUGUACCUUCAGCAUAACUACUUCACAGGUAUACCAUUGGAGAAAGGAACGGUGAUGCCUGAUACGGCGUCGUUGUGCUUGUCGUACAACUGCAUGAAGCCGCCGGCGUCGCUGAUGACGUGUCCGGCAAGUGCAGGUGAAGAAUUAUCUAGACCAGCAUCACAAUGUUCUGUGUUUAACAAUAGCGACCGUGAUUAA